UUCACCUAAUUUGGAAUAUACAAUGAAGCGUUUAACCGAGCGAGUGCACCACGAGGAGAUCGAGUCCGAGGAGGUGGUCUGGGUGAAGCGGGAGGACGCCCGCUCCGCCAGCAAGCUGCCCAUCGUCUUCUCCCGGCAGUAUGCGGUGCGCUUUGCUGGCCUUGAACGCCUACAUCCGUUCGAUGCGGCCAAGGGCAAGCACAUACAGAAGAUCCUGUGCGCCGAACUGCAGCUUGAUGGCGGCAGCUUCUACGAGCCCAAGGAGCUGAGCAAGGACCAGCUGCGACGCAUCCACACCCGGGAUUACCUCAAAUCACUGCAGUGGAGUAUGAAUGUGGCCUGCAUCGCAGAGGUGCCGGUGAUGGCCUUUGUUCCGAAUCGCUACAUUCAGCGAUCCUAUUUGCGUCCUAUGCGCUUCCAGGCAGCCGGCUCCAUUCUGGCCGGCAAGCUGGCCUUGGAUUACGGUUGGGCCAUCAACCUGGGCGGUGGAUUUCAUCACUGCUGCUCCUACAGGGGCGGCGGCUUUUGUCCGUAUGCGGACAUCUCUUUGCUCAUCGUCCGGCUGUUUGAGCAGGAACCUUACCGGGUGCGCCGCAUCAUGAUUGUGGAUCUGGACGCUCAUCAAGGCAACGGCCAUGAGCGCGACUUCAACAACGUGGCAGCCGUCUACAUUCUGGACAUGUACAAUGCGUUCGUUUAUCCGCGGGAUCAUGUGGCCAAGGAGAGUAUACGCUGUGCCGUGGAGCUAAGGAACCACACCGAGGAUGCUUUCUACCUGAGGCAAUUGAAACGCUGCCUGAUGCAGUCCCUGGCCGAAUUCCGUCCGGACGUGGUUAUCUACAAUGCAGGCACCGAUGUGCUCCGGGGGGAUCCACUGGGCAAUCUGGCCAUCUCGGAGGAGGGCGUGAUGGAACGGGAUAGGUUGGUGUUCAGCACAUUCCGAGCGUUGGGCAUUCCGGUGGUUAUGUUGCUGAGUGGGGGCUAUUCGAAAGCAUCCGCCGGGGUCAUCGCAAGUUCCAUUGUUAAUCUCCGGCAACAGGGAUUGCUAAAUUAAAGGAAUUAAAUUAUUUUAGAAUUAAUAUUACCAAAGUAGUGCCGUACAAACUAGUUUUGGAUAAGUACAUUGUCAAUUUCUUCCGCACUGCGCAUUUCCUUAGCUUUUUAGAGAACUAUACAGACACUACUCCUUUACACUAGCACCAGUGUACUGCUUUGGUAGCCAGUAAGAGAAAAAUAACUAUUCGUAAAUCCCUUUCCGGUUGGCUUGCCUCAAUCGUUGGGAUCUUGCUGAAGGAUUUGUAUAACCGAGAGCUGUGAAUGAAAAUGCAUAACCUGAUUGCUUACAGUAUUACCUGAAAAAUUCGGAUAAUAAGACAUUGGUUUACACCUUAUCAAAAUUUAUUAAACAUAUAUAAUUUAAAGUCGUUAUAAUAAUUAUUUGUCUUCUAUGAAGUGAUGAUUUCAGAUCAUUAAGUUCAGUAUCGCAAUAGAUGCAGAAGGUAUAAAUAUUUCCAGUGUUGUAUGAUUUAUAGCAGUUUCUUGUCAAUAUUUGUACAGACGUCUCUUCCUUGGCAUUCUCAGAGGUUCAAUUUAGUUUAUCUCUAUGUACAAUGCAAAACGGGCCGGACAAGUAGAAAGAAUUUCAUUCGUAGUAUAGGUUUUGUCGCAAUUGGUUAAAUGUCUAUAUAUGAUACAACAUAGUCGCUAGAGGCUAAUUUACUUGUUUAAAAUACAAAAAUACAUAUAAAUAAAGGUUUGCUUAAUGGUUUAAAUAAGA
Messenger RNA from Drosophila subpulchrella, 1777 nucleotides. It is a transcript of the gene HDAC11, whose product is annotated as histone deacetylase 11. Gene Ontology annotation, molecular function: histone deacetylase activity. The transcript is spliced from 2 exons. The record is from RefSeq and is a predicted model, not a curated record. Lineage: Eukaryota; Metazoa; Arthropoda; Insecta; Diptera; Drosophilidae. The coding region runs from base 23 to 1054 and encodes 343 amino acids.